Messenger RNA from Solanum stenotomum, 2189 nucleotides. Its product is annotated as tubby-like F-box protein 3. The coding region runs from base 689 to 1879 and encodes 396 amino acids. The record is from RefSeq and is a predicted model, not a curated record. Lineage: Eukaryota; Viridiplantae; Streptophyta; Magnoliopsida; Solanales; Solanaceae. The transcript is spliced from 6 exons. Gene Ontology annotation, molecular function: protein binding.
UCACUAUGAAGCCCAAAAACUAAAGAAGAAUUUGCUUUUUUUCAACAAAACCUACCAACCCUAACCCCUAAAAUCCCUCUAUCUACUCCUAUACCUGCCUUCCUGCCAAAGUUCUCUAAUCCCAAAUGAUGUUCAGACAUGAAACUCUAGGACCCAUUUCAGCUGUAUGUUUCUAUGUACAUUCAAUGUAUCUCAUCACAGAUUUCUAGAUCUGUAUAUCUGCUGAUCAUGGAUCAGUGCUUUUUCAAAUCUUGAAUUCAUGGUGUAGAUUGAGUUUUGUGGAUCUGUAAAUGUAGAAUUGCAGCUUGGGUGUGUUUAAUUUCAUCAUUUGGAGGGACAUUUUGGUGGGUUUCUCUUAUCUUGUUUGUUUGGUGUAUGACUGCUAGGGUUUCUCCAUUUUAUCCAAGAUUGAAGCUUUUUUAAUCAAAGAUUUGAUUUUUAUUAUCAAAGAUUGGAUCUUUUGCUUUACAGAUGGUUGGUUAUCAACAGAGAACUGACUUUAUUUAUGGGGUUUAUCAAGUAACAGGAUCUGGGUACUAGGUGCAGGAGGAUUUUGGGUUUGGUACAAAAUUCCCAUAAAAAAUUGGUUCUUGAAAAGGUGAAUUAGGUUGCAUUGGGUGUCACUGUUGAGGAAAUUUUUUAAACCAGUGUUGUAUAGUUUAUUGUCUGUUGAAGUAUUGGUGUUAACAUGUCCUUCAAGAGUAUGAUUCAGGACAUGAAGGAUGAGUUUGGGAGCAUUUCGCGGAAAGGAUUUCGCUCUAGGUCACAUAGGGUGGUUCAGGAUUGUACGGUGACACUCGAUGCUUUGAGGCAAAGUUGUUGGGCUAAUAUGCCGCCUGAGCUAUUGAGAGAUGUCCUAAUGAGGAUUGAGGAGUCCGACUCUGAUUGGCGUCCGAGGAAAAAUGUGGUUGCGUGUGCUGGUGUUUGUAGGAGUUGGAGAGAAAUAAUGAAAGAAAUUGUCAAAACACCCGAAGUUAGCGGGAAAUUGACGUUCCCAAUCUCCUUGAAGCAGCCUGGUCCAAGAGACAAGCUUGUUCAAUGUUUCAUCAGAAGGAACCGCAGCUCACAGACAUAUCACCUCUUCCUUAAUUUAAAUGAAGUUGCUAACGAUGAUGGUAAGUUCCUUCUUGCUGCUCGGAAGUGUAAAAGGCCAACAUACACAGAUUACAUCAUUUCUUUAAAUGCUGAAGAUGUUUCCAAGGGUAGCAGCACCUACAUUGGGAAGCUGAGAUCCAACUUCUUGGGGACCAAGUUCACUGUCUACGAUGCACAACCAUCUAAUGCAGGAGCUAAAGUCAGUAAAUGUCGCUCUACUAGGUUUGUUGGGAUGAAACAAGUCUCUCCAAGAAUACCCACUGGCAACUAUCCUGUAGCUCACAUCUCAUAUGAGUUGAAUGUCCUGGGGGCUAGGGGGCCCAGGAGGAUGCUGUGUAUCAUGGAUGCAAUUCCGGCUUCUUCUAUUGAACCUGGGGGCUUAGCCCCUACGCAAACAGAAUUUGUUCCGGUGAAUGUAGAUUCCUUCCCCUCCCUCCACUUUUUUAGAUCAAAAUCAACUCGCGUGGAUAAUUUCUCAUCCGGGCCUUUACCAAGUCCAAAAGAUGAAGUUCUAACUUUGAAGAACAAAGCUCCUAGGUGGCACGAGCAACUCCAAUGCUGGUGUCUUAACUUCAAUGGCCGGGUGACAGUCGCUUCUGUAAAAAACUUUCAGCUAGUUGCUUCUCUCGGGGAUGGAGCUGGACAGGAAAAUGAGAAUGUUAUUCUCCAAUUUGGGAAAGUGGGAGAGGAUUUGUUCACCAUGGACUAUCAGUAUCCUAUCUCUGCAUUUCAGGCAUUCGCUAUCUGCCUCAGUAGCUUUGACACCAAAAUUGCUUGCGAAUGAUGAGAUAACAGACUGAAUCGUGCAGGUUCUGCUAGAAGUACUGAGGUGUUUGGAUUGGGAGAUUGCACUAACCCUAUUUACGUUGGUUACUGAACUAACGCUCAGUUAAAUUGCAGUAGGUAUGUUUGUUGUUGAGGAUUAAUCACCCGUUCUUCAUGCUCUUGGACCUUUCGUUUCUUGGAUUUUUGUAAAUAGACAAGGAUGUUUUCACAGUUUGGUUCAUCCAACUUAACUAUUUCUGUUAGCACAAUGUUGAACUGUAAUACAUAUUGCACCUAUCUCCUGUGUGAGAUGUACUUUCAUUUCUGAA